AUGUUCGCUCAAAGCUCUUUAACAGCCAUCUCUAUUCCUUCUGCUUCUGCCAUAAGACAAAGAUCUUACUCUCAAGAAAGUCCCACAUUUCCUAAUGAAAGUUUCAUGGAUAUCGAUUCUGGGUAUUGUUCUCUGGACGAGCUUGAAGUUUUGUUUACUGAGCAUGGCGAUGAUGAGGAUGAUAUAGAAAUCCUUUUGGACCCUUCCGAACUUGAUCUGGAAGAUCAAUUUGUCUACGAAAUGUGCAACAUUUCAAUCUUUUAA
Phycomyces blakesleeanus NRRL 1555(-) is the source of this 264-nucleotide messenger RNA. RefSeq lists its product as hypothetical. Bases 1 to 264 code for a protein of 87 amino acids. The record is from RefSeq and is a predicted model, not a curated record. The transcript is spliced from 2 exons. NCBI's taxonomy places the organism in Eukaryota, Fungi, Mucoromycota, Mucoromycetes, Mucorales, Phycomycetaceae.